AUGCUAAAAUUGGAGAUAAAAAUCACGAUUUGGCAGAUUCACCAGUUUCUCCAGGAGUCCGAAAGGUUACAAGAUCAACUACGUGACCUCUUACCAAACACCUUGUGGACACAAACACAGUGUAAAUUACGCAAUUAUUACAAUUGGAAUUUUACGAAGGUGAAAAACAACAAUAUUCGAAAGUUUAACAAUCUACUCAGUCAAUCGAUUGACAAUAAUACGUCAGUUGGUGGUACGAAGAUCUUUAACUUCACGGAUGUCAUUCUUUCUGACCCUGUCCGUAGAAUAUUAACUUUGGAUGGUAAUUUUGGGCUAGUUCCACCACCGAAUAAGUCACCGAUUGUAAAUGUCAUCAAAGACUUCGAAGGUUGUUUAUGUAAGGUUAAAAUAGAUGAUUUCAAUAAUGAUGAACUGAAUGAGUUUAGAAAUAAUUUAAGAGCGAGAGGUGUUAACAUAAUCACUAAUUAUUUAAAGAAUCAGCAUAGAAGAAGAUCAACAAGAGUCAAGGAUCCUAAUAUUAAUAGUAAAGACGUUAAAUUGACUAGAGAUUUUUUAAGAGAGAACGACGACUUAAUAGUGACAAGGUCUGAUAAAGGGAAUGCUACUGUAGUGAUGCGGAAACAAGAAUAUUUGGAUGAAAUGAAUACUAUGGUCACAGAUGAGAGCACUUACAUCAAGACAAGAGUGGAUCCCACUUCAAGAUUACAAACGUCGGCGAAUGCGUUAAUUAAAAAACUUGAAGAUAAAAACUUUAUUGAUGAGAUUAAAGGUAAACAAAUGAGAUCUUACAACGCUUUACCACCCAGGUUAUACGGGUUAAGGAAAACGCAUAAAGUUGGAUGUAAAUUGAGACCAGUAGUAAGUAACAUUGGUUCUCCGGUCUAUGAGAUAUCUAGAUUUGUACAUAAGGUCUUAUCCCCGUAUGUACUGAGUCUCAAGUUCAAUAUGAAGGAUUCAUAUCAGUUUGUUGAUAGGAUCAAAUCGAUUGUCGUAGAUAAUGAUUACCAGCUAAUUUCCCUUGAUGUUGUGUCAUUGUUCACUAAUGUCAAGAGAAGUUUAAUUAUCAAGAUUAUUGACGACCGAUGGGAAGAUAUGAAGGAGUUUGUGGAUUUGGAUCGUGAUCUAUUUAUUGAUCUGGUGAACUUUUGUUUUGAUUCCGGAUAUUUUUUGUUUCAAAAAGAAUUUUACCUACAAAAAGAAGGAUGUGGGAUGGGCAGCCCGGCAAGUCCGUCAAUAGCCAUCACUGCAGUGGAUUUUUGUAAUAUCGAAAGCAUUGGAGAAUUUGGACUUUGA
This is a messenger RNA of Cotesia glomerata, 1293 nucleotides long. RefSeq lists its product as uncharacterized. The record is from RefSeq and is a predicted model, not a curated record. Bases 1 to 1293 code for a protein of 430 amino acids. Lineage: Eukaryota; Metazoa; Arthropoda; Insecta; Hymenoptera; Braconidae. The transcript has a single exon.